Chondrus crispus (carragheen) is the source of this 1122-nucleotide messenger RNA. Its product is annotated as Glycosyltransferase, family GT23. The coding region runs from base 1 to 1122 and encodes 373 amino acids. Gene Ontology annotation, molecular function: UDP-galactosyltransferase activity. Gene Ontology annotation, biological process: glycosaminoglycan biosynthetic process. Gene Ontology annotation, cellular component: membrane. The transcript has a single exon. Lineage: Eukaryota; Rhodophyta; Florideophyceae; Gigartinales; Gigartinaceae. The record is from RefSeq and is a predicted model, not a curated record.
AUGGCGGACCCCGGGCUUCCGCACUCGCUUCGACCGCGUAGCACCCGUGUAACGGCCCGAAACAUCCGUCUCCUAUACAAGCGCCUCAUUCGCAAUCCCCAGAGUAGGACUUAUGUCUUAUUCACUCUAGCCUUCCUCUGCUUCCUGGUUCUCUUGUACAUCACCUUUUUCUUGUCCACCGACUCCGAUCUCCGCUCAUCCUCCACUUCGCGCCAGGGCCCGCACAAUGCAGCUACACUGUUCAUUGCCAUCGGCUCGGCCCCGGGCAAUGUUGCCCUGAGGGACGCCGCGCGCGAAGGGUGGCUGCGCUGGCUCCCGUCCGACGACACAGUCUCCUACCGCUUCUUCUCCGACACGCCGCCCUCUGCCUUUGACGAUUCGUCCUCAUUCAGCGUCGACUGGUCCAACCUGCGGCGCGAGGCCAACCGUUAUGACGACGUUGUUUUGCAGCCGUUGCCCACGGGCUAUGGCUCCAACGACCACAACGUGUACGCCCAACGCGCCCGCUUCCAGGCCGCGUGGACUGUGCGUCAUAUCCCGGACGCCGAUUUCUUCCUGCGCAUAGACGAUGACAGCUUUUUGUGCUUGCAUCGCUUGCUGUACGAGCUCAAGGCCCUGCAACGAUCCCAGAUGUUCUGGGGGCGCUUCUGGUGUAGAGAGGGGCGCAAUCGCGCUGAUGAGAACUUUAUGCUGUUUUCGAGGGACAUCGUCGAGCUGCUGGCCAAUGAUAAGUUGGUCGGAAAGCUUUUGCCGUACGACGAGCACGUCACACUCGGUUGGAAUUUUGGCUACUGGUCCUGGGUGCUCAACUUGACUAUCUUUGAUGAUCAGAAGCGCAUCGAUGCGCAGCAGGGUUACUUGACCAAGUACAUGCAUCAGGAUCCCCCUGCUGACGCCAAGCAGUUGGCCAAGUUUUGCGACAGCUUUAUUUAUGCACACCAUGUGAAAGCUAGUACCGCCGCUGCUGCGUACCGCGCGACGAAAACGCAUCUCAUGUAUCAACUUCCUAUCAUUACGACGCCCAUGGAUACUUGCGAAGGGAAGGCGCAGACUUUUGUGCCGGCUAGGCAUUCCGAAGAGUUGCCUGACCUACGUAUCGGGCGCUCUGGAAACGCGCCGUGA